GGACUUUUCCAAUUAUAUAAAGGGGCAAUUCUCUCUCUUCCUUUUCCACACGCAAAAAGUAAACCUCCCGAAUUCAGAAGUUUGUUGAAGAAUAUCGGAAAAAAUGUGGAACCAGCCUUAUCGAAAAUAUGACGUGGAAGCCGGCACUGCACCUUUGUAUCCGGAGAUGUUGGAAAGCCCUGAACUCCGGUGGUCUUUUAUUCGAAAAGUCUACUCCAUAAUUACUAUACAGUUGCUUCUAACCAUUGCUGUUGCCUCCGUCGUCGUCACCGUUCAUCCGAUUUCUCACUUCUUUGCGACGACAAGUGCGGGAUUAGGAGUUUAUAUUGUUCUCGUAAUCACUCCGUUUAUCACGUUGUGCCCGUUGUAUUACUAUCACCAGAAACAUCCUGUUAACUACUUGCUUCUUGGAUUGUUCACGGUUUCUCUUGCCUUUACUGUUGGAUUGACUUGCGCAUUCACCAGCGGCAAAGUAAUUCUGGAGGCAGUCAUACUGACAACAGCGGUGGUGAUUAGUCUGACAGCAUACACCUUCUGGGCAGCAAAAAGAGGCCAAGAUUUCAACUUCCUGGGACCUUUCUUGUUCGGUGCUCUUGUUGUUCUUCUAUUGUUCUCCUUAAUCCAGAUCUUCUUCCCUCUGGGUAAGAUUUCAGUGAUGAUCUAUGGCGGUCUGGCAUCGAUCAUAUUCUGUGGAUACAUCGUCUACGAUACAGACAAUCUAAUCAAGCGCUACACUUAUGAUGAGUACAUCUGGGCUGCUAUAUCCUUGUAUCUCGACGUUAUCAAUUUGUUCCUUUCUCUAUUGACCAUCUUCAGGGCUGCUGACAAUUAAAGAGAGGAAGGAGGAUACUAAUUUCUGUCUCAUGUGCAUGGCUUAUCAUAUUUUAUAUGAUACAGAAAUUUAGUUUCUUUUGUUAUGGAUGGUUUGCUUAUUGAUAACUGUAUAGCACGGUUCCUUAGCUAGGAGAACUGCAUCUAUUUUACAAAAUAUGAUAUCCAUUGACUGGGUUUGUCC
Molecule: messenger RNA, 1015 nt
Organism: Capsicum annuum
Lineage: Eukaryota; Viridiplantae; Streptophyta; Magnoliopsida; Solanales; Solanaceae
Product: protein LIFEGUARD 2
Exons: 4
Coding region: 104-832 (242 amino acids)
Cellular component (GO): membrane
Source: RefSeq, a predicted model, not a curated record